This is a messenger RNA of Racocetra fulgida, 1212 nucleotides long. Lineage: Eukaryota; Fungi; Glomeromycota; Glomeromycetes; Diversisporales; Gigasporaceae. The record is from the annotation of a GenBank genome assembly.
AUGUCACUAAAGAAUCUUUUUAUUUUUGGUAAUAAAGACGAGAAUAAAGAAAUGGAUGAAGAUAUUGAAAAGGCAUUAGUUGAUUGUGUCAUCGACAACUCAAAACAAAAUUACCCCAGAAAACUUAUGACUAAAUUAUUAGAAGAAAUGAAAAAACCAAAGAAAGAGGAAGAAAACAAAAACAAGAAAGAGGGAAAAAAGGAAGAAAACAAAGACAAGAAAGAGGAAAAAAAGGAUGAAAUUAUGACAAUUAUAAAAUUAACAGCUUUUUACUUAUUUUGUACACAUUCAGACAAAACUGAUGCGGGUGAUUCUGUAAAGUGCAUAAAAUAUUUGUUGACAGGUUUGAAUGCUUAUUUGACUAAAUAUAAUUCAGAGAUUUUAAAUAAGAUAGGAGAUUAUGAAAAAGAAUCUUUAAGGUCUAUAUAUAAAGAUUAUUUUGCUAAUAUAAUAAAUGAUAAUAAAGAUAAGGUAACAAACGAUAAUAAAGAACAACUUACUAGUGGAAAGGACAAACUAAUUGAAGUGAUAUCCGUGGAUAAUUUAGAAAAACGGAGAGGCCCACGCACAGAUUUUAAAAUUUGGAAUAUUACGAAAUUAAUAAUACAUUUUAUUUCAAAUAAAGACGCUUUGAAUUUCUUUAUAUACUAUUUUUUAUUAAGUAUAAAUGAUUAUCUGGAAUAUGGCAAUGGUAAAGCUUCAGAUGAUAGUUUUGUAAAGAAGUAUUUAAAGCUAGAAAAAGAUAACAUUAUUAACAUAACUAGAGAUUUAAAAAUAAUUGCUGAGGCAUUGACUCUUCAUACUAUUUUUAAUGAUGCAAGUGAUGACAAGAAGAGUAUACCAGAGAUGAGUAUGCCAGAGAUGAUAGAAGAAGUAUUAGUAGCAAUUAUGCGCAAGAUGAGUGAAAUUGAUGAUGAUAUAAAGUCGGAUGAGGCCAAAGGAAAGGAAAUUCAAAAUAGACUUCAAAACAAACUAACUUUUGCAAAAAAAGUUUUUGGUGAUGUAAGGACUGAAUUAUUACGUUUAAAGGAUCAAAUAAUCGUGGAAAAUUAUUUUAAUAGCAAAGUCGAUUUAAGUGUAUCACGUGUAAAGAAUAAGGAUCAAAAAGAAGAGAACCAUUUAAUGUUAAAAAGAAUUGAAAUAAAUAAUACGGAGAAAGAACUAAUCGAUCGUAUUCUUUUUGGAUUAUCAAUAGUAACUAGCAAGGUUUAA